Diaporthe batatas is the source of this 1494-nucleotide messenger RNA. RefSeq lists its product as uncharacterized. The transcript is spliced from 3 exons. NCBI's taxonomy places the organism in Eukaryota, Fungi, Ascomycota, Sordariomycetes, Diaporthales, Diaporthaceae. Gene Ontology annotation, molecular function: protein binding; microtubule site clamp. Gene Ontology annotation, cellular component: mitotic spindle; chromosome, centromeric core domain; monopolin complex. The coding region runs from base 1 to 1494 and encodes 497 amino acids. The record is from RefSeq and is a predicted model, not a curated record. Gene Ontology annotation, biological process: attachment of mitotic spindle microtubules to kinetochore; homologous chromosome segregation; meiotic sister chromatid segregation.
AUGCCACGGAUCAAACAGCCCACCCUGCUUGACUUGGCCGACUCUGGUUCGGACCCCGGAAUCAACGCGCAAUCGAGGGCGCUGAAGACAGAAGACGAUAUGCCCGCCAAGAAGGGUCGAGGUCGCGCUUCCGCCAACAAGGUCGCAAAGCCCGAGCCCAAGACCAAGACGCGUCGCGUCGGGGCUACGGCUGCGGCCGCACUCGAGGAGGAGGCAGAGAGGCAGGCGCUUGCAGAAAAGGCUGCAAACCCACCAGCAAAGGCUGCUAGAGGUCGCAAACCCAAGAAGGCUGCCGGGGAUGACGAUGAGGACGACGCAGACGACGUCCUAGCAACGCCGCCGCACAGCGACGAGCCUACCAAGACCAAGGGCGGGCGCGGCCGCCCAAGGAAGGAUGCUGUGGUACCUGAUUCAGUACAGAAAAAGGCAGAGCCGCCAGCUUCAAAACGAGGUCGCAAGGCUGCCGACAAGCCUGGACAACAGAUGUUCCCCGAGAUCCCAGAGACGCAGGCAGACAGUGGGAUGGACAUCGAUGCCGCGGAGGAACAAGACCAGGUGGAGGACCUCCCAAACUUCUCGCGGUUCAGCGCUCCACCAUCUGCGCAGCGAAGCAGCUCCUACCAUGUCCCGUUGAGCGCGUCAAAACGGUCGGCCAGCUCAUCAUUUAUCGAGAGCGACCCGUCCACAAGACGGCAACUCGGUGAAUUGACAAAGAAGUAUGAGGCAUUGGAGUUGAGAUACCGAGAGCUGCGCAACGUGGCUGUUGUGGAGGCGGAGAAGAACUUUGACCAACUGAGAAGGCAGAGCGAUGAGAAGACCCAAGCCUCAAACGAGCUCGUGAAAAGCCUCAAGAGCGAGCUCGCAGCCCAGAGGCAACUAGCCAAAGAAGGACAAAAAUCCCAACAGCAGUUUGAGGCUAGUCAAGCCCGAGUCGACAAACUGCAGGCCCAGGUCACGGAGAUAACGACGACGCUAUCCGAGGCCAAGACAGAGAUCAAGUCUCUCACGACGAAGCUGAAUGCUGCGCGAGCUGCCGAGGCGACCGCCACUGCCACGGCCCAAGCCGCGACAGUGAGGGUCCCAGGUAGCGCCAUGAAGCCCAGCGCGAUGGGCGGGCGUGGCAUAGACCAGGCGCAGGUUCAGGCUCAGCUGCAAGCUACUCAAAAUGCCAAGAUGAAGGAGAACCUUUACAGCGAUCUGACAGGGCUGGUUGUGACGGGCAUCAGACGCGACGGGCCGGAGGAUGUGUACGAUUGCAUCCAGACGGGUAGGAACGGCACGCUACACUUCAAGUUGGCCAUCGCGAACGAGAACUCGGAGGAGAAUACGGACGAGGCCGAGUUCAUGUACAAGCCGCAGCUGGAUGAGCGCCGUGACAGCCAGCUGAUCGAGAUGCUGCCUGAGUACCUCGUCGAGGAGAUCUCUUUCCCGCGGGCCCACGCGGCCAAGUUCUACUCUCGCGUGCUAAAGUCUUUGACAGAAAAGCUUGACUGA